GAUAACCAUCGACUUUCCGAGACCCAGCGGUCCACACGGAUACAGAAAGGCCUGCUCCUUAUCAACGGCGGCCAUGAGAGGGUUAAGGAAAGUGACUUUAGCCCACCUGCUCUCCAUCCUGCUGCUGGCGACGCUCGUCUCGCGUUCGUGGAGCGCGCCGAAGAGUUCUUUCCAGAGGAGGAACUGGACUCCGCAGGCGAUGCUGUACCUGAAGGGAACACAGGGCAGGCGGUUCAUCUCAGAAGACGGGAAGGAAGGAGACGUGUACGACACGUUGCACUUGGAGAGCCAGGGGGGCCUGAGCCCGGAGAAGCAGAGCGUGGACCAGGCCGCCGCCCUGCUGCUCAGCUUCCUGCAGACGCUGAAGGACCAAGCCAACGAAAACGCCAACCAGCUGUCCUUCCAGGACCUUCCGGUGUGGAAGCGGGAAUACUUCUGAUGGAGGCGCGUCUGAAACGGCUCAAGACCAUCCCUGAUUGGAUGUUUAUAAUACUGCGUGCUGCGACGGGGAGGGAAGACGUUUUGUAAAUACUCGUGCUCGGAUGAUGAUUGUUUGACGUGUUGUUUUAAUAAAAACGAGUUUGAAUUCAUAGCAUUCUGUUGUCUGAAGGAGUUCUGCUGCAACGAGACGGGGUGAAUGAACCGUCACCAGACACAUUCAACGUAAUAUUCACAAACCGUGGGACCAUCUGACAAGCACUGACAGACCAGUUGUGGGGGAUAUAGGGGGAGGAUGAGACCAGACCCCAACACACACUUUGCUAAGCACCGCUGAGAAUGUAGACGUAUAUCAAACAGAUCAAAUGAAAAGUGAGAAAUAUUUAAACUGAUCCGUCCAAAUACCAGGAAAAUAACAACAUGUACGAUUGUUUCAUUGGGUUGGUGAAACCGUUUUCUGUAAACAUUUUUUAAAUCA
This is a messenger RNA of Gadus chalcogrammus (walleye pollock), 916 nucleotides long. It is a transcript of the gene spx, whose product is annotated as spexin hormone. The record is from RefSeq and is a predicted model, not a curated record. Bases 74 to 439 code for a protein of 121 amino acids. Gene Ontology annotation, molecular function: neuropeptide hormone activity. The transcript has 6 exons. NCBI's taxonomy places the organism in Eukaryota, Metazoa, Chordata, Actinopteri, Gadiformes, Gadidae.